Molecule: messenger RNA, 2280 nt
Organism: Saccostrea cuccullata (small rock oyster)
Lineage: Eukaryota; Metazoa; Mollusca; Bivalvia; Ostreida; Ostreidae
Product: carcinoembryonic antigen-related cell adhesion molecule 6-like
Exons: 5
Coding region: 1-1374 (457 amino acids)
Source: RefSeq, a predicted model, not a curated record
AUGCACAAACAAAAUAAUUUUUCUCUUGUACUAGGUGUUACCUUACUUUCCAUAUCAACUUCACCUGAAGUGAAGGUAAAAUUUCGAAGUGACACGAGCCUUUUCCUAAGCUGCAAUUAUUCAUUUGAUCACGGAGAACGUAUAUCAGAUAGAGAGAUUAAAUGGCAAAAACAAAUAAACAAUAGUUUCGUAGAUGUUGCCGUGUUUUCUCCUCCUGGCGGACAAGAACCCUAUAUUCAUAAAAUGGCUACUGCUCUUGCAAAUAGAACGACACUUAUCACAUCAAAUACUAGUGUGUCCUCCAGUGCCACGAUGAUAAUACACGAUGUCGUCUGCAGUGACGAAGGAUUGUACCGUUGUUGGAUAGAGUAUUUUGUCGUUGUCGACUCUACAGAUGAACAGAAGAAAAGCUCAUCUGCAGUUACUUUCGAGGCUGAAGCUAAAAAACCAGUAGAUUUUGUUUUGGAACAUCAGGAUCAGUUGGAGGAGAAUCAGUCCAUACAUCUUAUUUGUGCUGCUGAUGUUGGAAGUCCGGCGGGAAACAUCAAGAUCUGGAAAGUUCCAGAGAAAACAAAUAUUCCAGAAAUCGUGUUCACUUCACAAUUACUGAACAAUAAAACAAAGAAUUGUACCACUUUUCUAAACGUAAAUCCAGAAUACAAAGUUUCCAGAAAGGACAACGGGAUAAAAUUUCUUUGUUCCUCACAAAAUAGUCUUACACAGGACCCAGGACCAGAGAGAUACUCACAAAGAAUCUCGGUGCUUUAUGGACCGGGAACUUCAACACUUACACUUGUACCAUUCAAAGACAUAUACUAUAUCGGUGAUGAUUUAAAACUGGAAUGUUUUUCUGACAGUAAUCCACCCCCAAUAUACAGCUGGACAUUUCAAUCUACCAACAAUAGUGAAGAUACAAAAUAUAAUAUCAGUUAUAGGUCUUCGUUAAUUCUUAACAACCUUCAGAUCAACAAUUCUGGAAAUUAUACUUGCUCUGCUUUCAAUACGUUUAAUGGGAAGAAUUUUAACGUUACAUCUGUAGUAUCUAUAUCUGUCAGAAAUCCAGAUAUACAAGCUCCAUUGACGUGCGACUCCAACCCUUGCCAAAUCGGUGAACUUUGUAAGGAAAAGGAUGGGCAGGCAGUCUGCGGCUUCAAUAUGUGGAAAGCCGUAUCGUUCAUUUUCAUACCACUUACAGUAGUGUUUGCUUCAUCAGUUGCCUUCCUUUUCAUUAAAAUCAGAGCAAACCAACAGCUCUUGUUUGGAGUCAACAAAAAGAACACACGUCUUCCGUCCUCUCCGACCAAAGGGAAAGAGAACGAUAAAGACACCAGUCAACAGGACGGAAAUGAACUAUAUGAUGUUGCUUGGACCUGAUUGGAAAACCAAUGAAUCCCCUGUGCCACGGGAUCGUUUGCGCAUGAGUUGUGUGCAAAUUGGGAGUUUCGGGAAGAGAAAGAAAAGGCUUGAAUUCUUCUGACGAAGACCUGUAAAUUAACAUGUACAUGAAUUUCUGUCGUUAUAAUUAGUUUUGCCUAAAUAUCAUAAUUGACCUAAAAAAAAUGUUGGUAGCAGACCUGUAGCGGGAGUCUGUUUAGGUGUUAUAAUUAUCGUAAUUCAAAGAGAAACUGUUACUUACACUAACAUUUUUAUGCAAAUUUAAUGUUGUUCUUCGUUUCCAAGUUUGUAUUUUGUUGAACAAUAAAAUGCUUCCUUUGCUUGUUAGUAAGGAAAAAAUUAAUGUUGCAGCUGUUGCAGAAAAUAUACAUAACUCGCGUAAGGGAUAAACGGGAUUUUUCAAAAGCCUGUUUUUCCCUGUCAGAAUCAGGAAAUCUAUAUACAAGUACAGAGCAGUUCAAUGUUAUCUAUUUCUUCCUCCUGAAAUACCAUUUUUAAGCGAUUUCGAUCUAAAAUGAACUUUAAAAGGAACCAUACAAAUUUACACAAGUGGAGGAUAAUCGUUUGAAAUGUUGGAAUUGCUGAUAUUUGUGGAUUUUAAAAAAUACUUGUAUAAUGUUUCCAGUUACACAAUUAAGUUCUGACUGUAGUUCUAGUUCUUUUAUUCAUGGCCGUGUCAUUAAAAUAGGUCCCUGUAUGUAACCUAUCGGACAUUAAUCAUCAAAUUGAAACAAGGACAAAAAUAUACCAUGUUGAAAAUUUGAGACCAAAAAUAUCAGGAAUGGGAGGGGAAAACAAUUUUGGCUCAAUUUUUUUUUUCUCUCAUAAGCAAAAAUUCAAUGGCACUCUUUAACAAAUUACAGUAAAUUCCUGAUGAACAUUAAA